Messenger RNA from Corticium candelabrum, 1543 nucleotides. RefSeq names its product pre-mRNA-splicing factor CWC25 homolog. Gene Ontology annotation, cellular component: U2-type spliceosomal complex. The record is from RefSeq and is a predicted model, not a curated record. Bases 59 to 1495 code for a protein of 478 amino acids. Gene Ontology annotation, biological process: mRNA splicing, via spliceosome. NCBI's taxonomy places the organism in Eukaryota, Metazoa, Porifera, Homoscleromorpha, Homosclerophorida, Plakinidae. The transcript has a single exon.
GGGCACUUGUGUAAGACUUGUUGUGGUGUGAUUGCGCAGCGUGUAAACAACCGCAGAAAUGGGUGGUGGAGAUCUGAAUAUGAAAAAGGGCCAUCACCCUGCCACAAUGAAGAAUCUCGAGAAGAAGUGGCUGGCCGAGCAGAAGCGAGACAGCGAGAAGAAACAGAUCGAACAACUACAGAGAGAAUUAGAGGAAGAAAGAGCGAGAGAAGACGUCAAGAGACAGGCCGUGGAAGCAGGAUUGAAGAAGAAGUCGGAUCGUGUUGACUGGAUGUACCAACACAUGGCAGUUGACCGUGAACAGUAUCUACUUGGCAAGGCCAUUGACAAGCGUGUCGAUCCAACAUACAAUGCUGAGCAAGAGAAGCAAGCUCUGGAAGGUCCAGGCGCUCUGUUCGCCGGUGAUGCCGUUAACGUGUCGAAUGAUGUCGCUACUAAGAUCCGGGAGGAUCCAUUGUUUCAUAUAAGGAAGAAAGAAGACGAGCACAAGAAGGCCCUGUUGAAUAAUCCGAUUAAAAUGAAGCAGAUUCAGCAGAUACUGAAGGACGGAUUAUUGGAUAAGAAAGGGAAAAAGAAGAAAAAGGCAAAGAAGAAGCGUUCUGACUCAAAUAAAGACGACGAGAAGAAACACAAAAGGGAGGGAAGGCGACAGUCAAGGUUGUCUCCACCUGGGAAAGACUACAGGGACAGGUGGAGAGAUCGGUCUCGUUCACCACUUAGGGACAGACACCAGUACAGAAGGAGAAGUCGAUCUCGUUCACCAUUACAACGCAGAUAUGAUCAUUAUAGACAGAAGAGACGGUCUUCUUCAACGAGUAGUGAAGAACAAAAUAGGAGAUCUCGAUCACCUCGUAGGGACAGACGUGAUAACAGACGAAGAAGUCGAUCUCAUUCACCAUCUCAUCAUGACAGUCAAAAGUUUGAAAGACAUGAUGACAGGCAAAGUAGUCGAUUCAAGGUUUUGAGUAAGUCUCGUACGUUGUAUGACGAAAAAGAUGAGAGGAGAUCAAGGUCUGUAUCUCAGGACAGACGUAGGACGUUCAGGUCUCGAUCCCCACGUAGAGACAGGCACAAUGACAAACAUGACUCUGUGUCUCGACAUCCAAUACGACAAAAUGAUAGUCUUGGUGCUAAUGGUGUGACACAAGAUAAACGAGAUUUAUCACGAGACAGGCCAAGACUUGCUGAGAAAACGAAGCUUGACAAAGAAACAAUGGAGAGGAAGAGAUUGGAGAUGAUGGAAAACGCUAAGCAACGAGACAAAGAACGGGAAGCGAGAGUUCAACGGUACAGAGACGAAGCUGCAAAGGAAGAAGAUGUACAGCAACAAACAACAGAGAACGGUGAAGAUGCAGGGUUUCUUCAUUCCAUGAAAAUGACUACCUAUUUGUCCAAUCAGAGUUCUGUGGAGGAUCGUAUCAAGAGAAAUAUCAAUUCCCUACAAAGAACGAAUGCUUCUCUCGACAAGCAUUUUCUUAAGAAAUAUGUCACAUGACUAGGCUGUCAGACUAGUUCCUAGAAGUAAUGAAUGAGUUUUACUGAA